Messenger RNA from Polyodon spathula (Mississippi paddlefish), 435 nucleotides. Its product is annotated as EKC/KEOPS complex subunit LAGE3. Lineage: Eukaryota; Metazoa; Chordata; Actinopteri; Acipenseriformes; Polyodontidae. The transcript is spliced from 3 exons. Gene Ontology annotation, cellular component: EKC/KEOPS complex. The record is from RefSeq and is a predicted model, not a curated record. Bases 18 to 308 code for a protein of 96 amino acids.
CGACGUCAGGCUUCAACAUGGCGGCUCCCAGCGCUGAAGGAAAGCGCUCAGAAACUUUGCAAUUCGAACUGUCGGUUCCGUUCCCGUCGAAACGCUUGGCCCAGAUCGCUCACGGCUCCCUCUCGCCGGAUGCGGAACCGAGGAAAGGGGGUAUCAGCAAAGAACUCCGGGUAACCGACAACAGCCUCCAAGUGUUCUGGUGCGCUGAAGAGGCCCGGAUCCUGCGUGUGUCGGUCGGCUCCUUCCUGGAUCAUCUGGCACUGGUUCUAGAAACCAUGCAGGCGUUUGGACCUUCCGAGGCCCAAUAGAACUAAACCGCGCCACAACACGGAACACCCUGAGUGACCUUAACACAUGGUAGGGAUGGGAAUCAGACUCCUGCUGCACAGCAGUGUGAUCCACUCCUCGUUUCACUAGGAGUUUAAUAAUGAGACA